AUGUGCAGCAGUACGAUUGGACAAUCAGAGCUGAUUUACACAGCCAUUCAUGGCCAUACACUGACUAGAUCAGUGUAUUUCUGCGGCAGGAGUAAGGUAGAAAAGGAGUGCCCGGACUAUCACUCUUCAGGGCCAAACACCUGCUUCUUUGAUAAAGCCCAUUCCUAUCUCUGGAUGUACUACUUUGUCUUCGUGAAAGCAACAAACGCACUGGGAUCCAACGUGUCCACUGUUUUUCGGUUUGAGAUCGGGGAUAUCGUGCAAACCUACCCACCCAGAAAUUUGACCCUUGACUACAAAACCGAAAAAGCCAGCCUACCUUACCUGUUGGUGACAUGGGUCCCACCUAAGGAGGCCGAUGUGAAAAUGGGCUGGAUCACACUUCAGUAUCAGGUCCGCCUGAAGGAAGAGAAGAAGCAUGUGUGGGAGGAGCAUGUUGUUGACCAUCAAACCAAGCUGAAGUUGUUUAGCUUGACUCCCGGAGAGGACUAUGUGUUUCAGGUCCGAUGCAAGGCUGACAGCAAGCACUGGAGUGAAUGGAGCGAGGAAAGCUAUAUAAAGAUUCCUGGAGCUGCGGAUAGGAAGCAUGUACAAAUCAAUGACUGGCUGACUCUGUCCGUGGCUCUUCAUAUGAGUAAGGUAGAAAAGGAGUGCCCGGACUAUCACUCUUCAGGGCCAAACACCUGCUUCUUUGAUAAAGCCCAUUCCUCUGUCUGGGUGUACUACUUUGUCGUCGUUAAAGCAACAAACGCACUGGGAUCCAACGUGUCCACUGUUUUUCGGUUUGAGGUGGUGGAUAUCGUGAAAACCUACCCACCCAGAAAUUUGACCCUUGACUACGAAACCGAAAAGGCCAGCCUACCUUACCUGUUGGUGACAUGGGUCCCACCUGAGAAGGCCGAUGUGAAAAUGGGCUGGAUCACACUUCAGUAUCAGGUCCGCCUGAAGGAAGAGAAGAAGCAUGUGUGGGAGGAGCAUGUUGUUGACCAUCAAACCAAGCUGAAGUUGUUUAGCUUGACUCCCGGAGAGGACUAUGUGUUUCAGGUCCGAUGCAACACUGGCAACAAGCUCUGGAGUGAAUGGAGCGAGGAAAGCUAUAUAAAGAUUCGUGGAGGUCCAAGGAAAAGAGACAUGACACUGUGGAUAUCAAUUGCUGUGCUGUCCGUUAUCAUUUGUCUUACAAUGAUUUGGACAAUGGCACUGAAAGGAUGCAGGCUGACUCCUAAGAGCAUGGACAGCAGUGAGGUCUUGGUCUUCUCAAAAAUUCAGAUGGAACCAAGUCUUUCUCAGUUAUGUAAAAGCGGGAAAUCUGAAGACCUUUUGAGUGCCUUUGGCUGUCAAGGAUUUCCCCCAACCUCUGACUGCGAAGAUCUUUUGGUAGCGUUUUUAGAGGUGGAUGAUAGCAAGGAGCACCUCAUAUCCAGUCCAGAAAGGGACCCUCAAAGCCACCAUAUUAAAGUUUCUCCUGUGGACACAGACAAUGACUCUGGACGAGAAAGCUGUGACAGUCCUUUUGUUCCCUCUGAAGGAAACAAGGACCAAAGGGUCCUUUCCCAGGGUUUUGAGAGUGCUGAAAUCAGCACUACUCAUGACUUAUCUGCAACUAAAUGUCCUUGGCCAUUACAAAAUAACAAGUUGGACUACAGCGAUAACAAGUCUUUUAACUGGCCCGAUGGGAGGGCAAUGGAUAACCCUUCUCCAAAUUCAUCGUACCACAACAUCACAGACAUUUGCAAGCUAGCCCUUGGCGCUAUGAAUGUCAACACGCCAGCAUUUCUGAUGCCAAAUGGAGAAAACAGCCAGCAGGCAUACUUUAGGACAAUAGAGACCAUUGGCGAGGAGAGCCAAAACAAGCAUAUUGACUUGGCAGAUUUGCAUUCCAAGGGCGUGGACCCUGAUAUGCUCCUUUUACUGGCCAACCAGAAGAAUUCUUUAAUGCUUCCUCGAGCCAUGGACUAUGUGGUAGUUCAUAAAGUUAACCAAAACAAUGCCCUAGCAUUAAUACCAAAACACAAAGAGAACAGAGGCAAAACGGACCAAUAUUUAGCACUAGCUACGAACAGAGAAUAUUCAAAAGUGGACCGGGUAGAGGGAAACAAUGUUUUAGUGUUAAUGCCAAAUCCGGAGGUUCAGGUCAGCCCUUCCAUUGGCAAAGCUAUGAAGGAGUUUGCUCAAAAGGCCCUACAGAGCCAAACUGCGGGCUUUAUCAGACCAGCUCAAAAUGAAGGCAAUAUGCACACUGCUGGGAUGGGGUAUUUGGAUCCCUCAAGUUUUAUGCCUUGAUCUUAUUUAACAGGCAGCUCCACAGUGAUAUAUUAAGUCGGGACCAGUAGAGCGGGGUGGCAGUGACUGUACUGUGUAGACUGCACUCACAUUGGUGUCCUCAGUACUGUGAUCUGCUACAUGAAAGUCCCAGUUUGAAUGACGUUCAACUCCUGUGGCCUACUCUUAAAGCCCAACUCCAGCCAAAG
Molecule: messenger RNA, 2471 nt
Organism: Nanorana parkeri
Lineage: Eukaryota; Metazoa; Chordata; Amphibia; Anura; Dicroglossidae
Gene: PRLR
Product: prolactin receptor
Exons: 11
Coding region: 1-2283 (760 amino acids)
Biological process (GO): cytokine-mediated signaling pathway
Cellular component (GO): external side of plasma membrane; membrane
Molecular function (GO): protein binding; cytokine receptor activity
Source: RefSeq, a predicted model, not a curated record